Molecule: messenger RNA, 252 nt
Organism: Cutaneotrichosporon cavernicola
Lineage: Eukaryota; Fungi; Basidiomycota; Tremellomycetes; Trichosporonales; Trichosporonaceae
Gene: STE18
Exons: 4
Coding region: 1-252 (83 amino acids)
Biological process (GO): G protein-coupled receptor signaling pathway
Cellular component (GO): heterotrimeric G-protein complex
Molecular function (GO): G-protein beta-subunit binding
Source: RefSeq, a predicted model, not a curated record
AUGGCUGGUAACCGCGUAGUCUCAAAAGUUACGAUGCAGGAGCUCAAGUACCGGCGACUCGCCGAGAACAACCUCCGCCUCCGCGAUGAUCUAAGCCGUCCCCGCGCAAUGGUCUCUCUCGCAAGCAUCAACCUGAUCAACUACUGCUCCGAGACGCGCGACCCUCUCCUCCCCUCCGUUUGGGGACCACUCGCCAAAGGCGAGGAUGCCUUUGCACCUGUCGAGGAAGCGGCGUGCUGCACCGUCCAAUAG